This is a messenger RNA of Caenorhabditis remanei, 1293 nucleotides long. RefSeq lists its product as uncharacterized. The record is from RefSeq and is a predicted model, not a curated record. Bases 1 to 1293 code for a protein of 430 amino acids. The transcript is spliced from 7 exons. NCBI's taxonomy places the organism in Eukaryota, Metazoa, Nematoda, Chromadorea, Rhabditida, Rhabditidae.
AUGACUGAAGAAGGAUCUCCUCUAUUCAAAAAUGGAGAUGGACUAUUCAAUACUCAUGUUUAUUUGGAAGAUUUGCAAGAAGUGAUUAGAGAUCAAAUGAAGACGAAUGCGCAACUUGGACCAGGUACUAAAUAUACAAUUGUUGGAGAUGGAAAUGGAUUCAUGAGCCGUGUGGUCCUCGUAGACCCAGAUUGGACAGUUUCUGAUGAGCACCUCCCAAAACGAUUCGUUCUGAAAAUCACUUCAUGUAUGCAUGUGCUGAAUGUUUUGGAUCAAAUGAAUCUUCCGGAUAAAAGAGAAUCCGCGUUGUGGUCAAUCUUUGAGUACGAAGCUCAAGGUCUUCAUAAUCGAGAAGUGAAUCUUUAUGAGAUAUUUGGUAAAUGGGAUAUCGAUAACUUGUUGUUGAGUCCAAAAGUUUACUUUUCCAAGAAGUUUGAUUCUGAGAACCAAACGAAAGGAUUCUUCGGAAUGGAGUUUGUAGAGAACGCGAUCACGAGACAUUUGUAUAUCAACUUGAAACCUUAUGAGUUGCAUGCGGUUUUAAAAGCUCUUGCAAUUUUCCAAGCAGAAGGAUUGAAGUUGAACGAGGAUGAACAGGAAAGUGUAACUGGAUAUGAUUUGGAGAAGAUUGUUGGAAAAAUGUUUAGUGCUAGUGGGCUCAAAGGAAUAUUCGAUCAAGCUAGAGAAAUAAAUCCGGAGGAACUAUCUGAGACAGCUAACAGAGUUGAUGCAUUUGGUUUGGAGUUGGUGAACUUUGAUAUGGUUAAAAACUUGAACAAGUAUCUUGGAAUCAAACAAGAUGUUCUGGUCCAUGGAGAUUUAUGGUCAGCUAACAUUAUGUGGACUGAAAAAGAGGAUGGAGAGCUUGAAGUGAAUAAAAUUAUCGAUUACCAAUCCAUUCAAUUGGGAAAUCCAGCCCAAGAUCUUGUUCGUCUCUUCACUUCAACACUUUCAGGAUCUGAUAGAAGAGCUUAUUGGGAGAAACUUGUAGAGCAAUUCUAUGAAUAUUUUCUAGAAGCAGUCAAAGAUAAAAAUGUUCCGUAUACUCUUGAGCAGCUGAAAGAAUCCUAUCGUUUCUACUUCGUCACUGGAAGUCUUCUUAUGUUACCAAUGCUUGGUCCGAUUGCUAAGGUCAAACUUGCCGAGAUAACAGACCCGAAAAAAAUCGAGGAAUGCCGGAAUAUUCUCACCGAGAAGGCAGAAAUUAUUCUGGAAGAUAUGGAACAUUGGCAUUUGUAUAGCAGGGACACAAUCAAGAAAUGGCAAGAAGAAGGAGCAGAAACAACAUUUUAA